GCCCCCGGGGCGGGCGGGGAACAAGGCCUGACCUCCGGGACGCUGCGGCUGGCGGGCCCGAGGGACGGGGUGGGUCGGGACCUCCGUGGAGUUUGUGACGGGAGCCUGUCCGCCUCAUGGGAGAGGAAGGCACAGAGGGUGAAGCCCACCGCCCGCAGGGAGACUGGCCUGCCUUCCUCUAAAGAAGCAGGUGCCUCUGUGAUUAAUUCCCAAUGUAGUUUAGGUACAGAUUUGUUGUUGGAAUCGUUGAAGAUGUCAUCAGGCCUUACAGAGGAGCAGAAGAGAAGGAUUGAAGAGAACCGCCAGCUGGCUUUGGCUAGGAGAGCAGAGAGGCUGGCAGCCCAGAGAGCUGGGCACGUGGGCAUCGCUGCAGCUCCGCAGAAAGAACAGAGGCUGGGCAAUCUGGGAAACUCUAAGGAAGAAAACAAUCAUGGGUUCACCAGCCAGCACCAACAGAAUCCAAACACGCCUGUGGAGCAGAAGAGCUGUCUCCAGAAAGGCUAUAACCAUUACACAGCAAAGCAACAGAUGGCUGGCUCACACAGAGACCAGCAAAAGAGUUGUUUAGAGGACUCAGAACAAGCAAGUGGCCUUAAGCAGUUCCCUGCAACGAUCCCGAAUUCUCAGAGUUAUUCCCAUAAACAUUACUUGGAUGCUGGUAGUCAGGAUCAUGGACAGCACACUUUAAUUAAUCAUGGAACAUUCCCACCGUCCAAAUUCUACCCAGCUUUCAAAAACCCCACAGGACCACCUCAUCCAAGAUUCAUUGAUAAUGGGCACCCUGAUGGUAGUAAAGAUUUACAAACUCAGAACAAAUCUGCCAUUAAAUAUGUUUCUACACCAAGCAGCGCCGCCCUGAGCGAUUCAGGAAUGCUGAUAAACAUAAACAGACCAACAGAAAGAACAGGGGGAGGUUUUGUUUCUCAGGCCAGUGGUAGAAUGCAGAAGCUGACCAGCUCUGCUGCUGUGGGCUCUACCUUUGAAGUUGCCUCUCACAAGAAAGCAAAUAAUGUUACGAAAGGAAAAUGUGUGAAAUAUGGGGAAGACCCAGGAAGAUUCCAGGUUGAAAUAGGGUAUAAUGCUGAACUUAUUGCUGUGUUUAAGAAGGUACCAAGCAAAGCCUAUGAUCCUGCUAUGAAAAAAUGGAAUUUCAGCAUGGAAGAUUACAGCAGUCUCUUGGAAGAAGCAAAUCAACUUUCAUCAGUAAUUCUGGCACCACUGGAAGGAGAAAAUGUGGUUGGCAUGGCAUCAGGCUCUCAUUUCGUUGGCAGUGGGGUUGAUGUGAAAUCCCUCUUGAAGAUGUGUAAGAACUGGAAGAAGCCCUCAGCCCUUGUCAAAGGGAAGUGUGUGCUUAUCUCUCGCUUGCGAUUUGAGGUCGAUAUUGGGUAUGCUGCAGAAGUGAUCGGAGUGUUCAAACAGAUGGAUUCCAGAAAUUAUGAUAUGAAUACCAGAAAGUGGAAUUUCCUGCUGGAGGAUUACUCCAAACUAAUGGUAGCGUUACUGAGCCUCGCGUCCGUAGAAGUGGAGCCACUGCCUGAAGCAGUAAUUAAGACCUUUGCUGCUCAACUCCAGAAAUCUCCAUCACAGACAGACAUUCCUGAUGCUGACCUUUCAGUAGUGGACUCCAAAAUUGUGACGAGCCUCAUGCCCUUUCAGCGGGAAGGUGUGAAUUUUGCAAUUUCCAGAAAUGGCCGUUUGCUCCUCGCGGAUGACAUGGGUCUGGGCAAGACCAUCCAGGCCAUCUGCAUUGCUGCCUAUUACCAGCAGGAAUGGCCCUUGCUGGUGGUCACUCCUUCUUCUGUGAGGUUUACAUGGGCAGAGGCAUUUCACAGAUGGCUUCCAUCCUUGAGUCCAGGAAGCACCAAUGUCAUAGUGAGUGGGAAAGACAACCUCACAGGAAGCUUGAUCAACAUCAUCAGUUUUGAUCUCCUCAGCAGGAUGGACAAGCAACUUAAGAGCACAUUCCAAGUAGUUAUUGUUGAUGAAUCUCAUUUCCUGAAGAACACAAAAACUGCACGCUGCCAAGCUGCCAUGCCUCUACUCAAGGCUGCCAAGAGAGUGAUCCUGCUGUCGGGAACGCCGGCCAUGUCGCGGCCAGCGGAGCUCUACACGCAGAUCGCCGCCGUGCAGCCGAGCUUCUUCCCACAGUUCCACUCCUUCGGGCUGCGCUACUGUGAUGCCAGGAAGAUGCCAUGGGGCUGGGACUACUCUGGAUCAUCCAACUUAACUGAGCUGAAAAUUUUGCUGGAAGAGUCCAUCAUGAUCCGACGUCUGAAAUCAGAUGUGCUCUCCCAGCUUCCAGCAAAGCAGCGCAAAAUGGUUGUGGUGGCUCCUGAGGGCAUGAGUGCAAAGACCAAAGCUGCACUGGCAGCUGAAGCAAAGAAGAUGGCCAAAGGAUAUGGAAGUAAACAACAGGAGAAGGAAGCUCUUCUUGUCUUCUUCAGCAGAACAGCAGAAGCUAAAAUCCGCUCAGUCGUAGAAUACAUCCUGGAGUUACUAGAAAGUGGGAAUAAUAAAUUCCUGGUGUUUGCUCAUCACAAGAUAAUGCUGGAUUCUGUAGUUGAAGAGCUGAAAAAGAAACACAUUGAGCACAUUCGCAUCGACGGCUCCACAUCUUCAGCUGAGCGGCAGUCUCUGUGCCAGAAGUUCCAGUUCUCAGAGAAGCAGGCUGUGGCUGUCCUUUCCCUCACUGCUGCAAACAUGGGCCUGACACUGUCUGCUGCAGAUCUGGUGGUGUUUGCAGAGCUCUUCUGGAACCCAGGGAUUUUGAUCCAAGCAGAAGAUCGGGCACACCGAAUUGGACAGACCAGCUCUGUUAAUGUUCACUACCUGGUGGCUAAAGGCACAGCAGAUGACUACUUAUGGCCAAUGAUUCAGGAGAAGAUCAAAGUGCUGGGUGAAGCUGGUCUUUCAGAAACCAAUUUCUCCGAAACAGCUGAGUCAACUAAUUACUGUCCUAAGACAGAUCCAAAGCAGAAGACAAUCUACGACCUUUUCCAGAAGACUUUCUCUGAGAGCAGAGAUGAUGCUGAUGAUAUUUUGUUUUUGGAGGCAGCUGAUGCUGGCUGUGAGUUUGACUCUGGAAGUGCCUUGCAAGACAGAGAAGCAGAGACAUGUUCAGUGAGUCCCAAAAAAAAGCGGCGUAUUGAGGAUGUGUAAAUAGCGACAGCUAAAGAGAUGGCAGCUAAGAGAUAUUUUUUUUAUUAAAAAAAAGAAAAACCAAAAACAAUCAUGUAUUAUUUUUUGAGUUUUUGGAAAUAAAAGACUUGAAGUUUUCUUCAUCUCUGGCAUGUUUCAUCUCAAAGGAUGAGAAGGCAGUGUGACAGAUGUGCAGCAGACAUCUGGCAGCCUGCAGGGUUUGCAGUCCUGAUUUUGGUGAUGACUGAAUGGACAUGGGCAAGUAUCAUUCUGCUGUGUUUCAACAUGUCAGCUUCCACAGUUGUUUUGUUUAAAAGCAGAUAAUGGUUGUCUGUCCCCAAGGCAGAACUCUUGAGAAAACCAAUUCAUCAGCAGCUGCAGAGUGCUUUUAACAAUGUUUUCCAUUUCUAAAGUCUGUAUUUCUAGGAGUUUGCUCACUGGCAAAUUUGGCCAUUACUUGGAUCAGUCACAGACUGGCUCUUGGGUAUUCUGUUUGGCUAUGAGGAGAAGAGAUCCAAAGAGAUGUUGAUGUUUUGUUCAGGUGGGGAAGAGGAGGGAAAAGAGGAAAUUACCACCUUGAGUGCCAGUAGGUGUGCACAUGUCUGCCUCUGCACACUCAUUUCUGGCCUCGUGUUGAAUAUUAGCACCUGCUCCCUGGCAUGUGCUUCUUCUGUCAGUGGAAGGUGAAGCUUGUGCUGAGUGCCAGGGAUUAACCCUGACCCCCUGAGGUGGAGUGUGUGGGUGGGUGUGUUUUCUUCAAGACUUGACUGAUUUCUACAGGUGAAUGAGGAGAAGGGGACACAGGCAAACUUUUGCUCUUGUUCUGUAAGAAACUGAUUCUGGACUGAACUGUUUAAAUAAAAAGUUGUUCUAAGUGCUCUUGUAAUUCCCAAGCUGUUAGUAGUUUCUCUAUUUUAGCAUUCCACCUCUCAGUUAGCUGAGAGGUUAGCUGUAAUCUGUAGAAAAGGCGGCAAACUGAAGGCUCCUGGAGGCUAGCAGCUAAUGUGCUGUGGAGGUGAUGUGCUUGGCUCUGUGCAGAUACCAGACACUGACAAAAAUACUUCUCUUGCAAGGCAGAGGAGAAAAAUGCUUGUGCUGUAAGAUCAGCCUGAUAACAUUAGGUAUUUUUUUCCUGCAUUGAAGGGUUUGAUUGUUCCAUUUUCAGCUGGUGUCGUCAUGGAAAUGCCCCACAGGCUGUAUGUACAAUUGUGCUGGGUGAAGAACUGCUUUUCAUUCAUGACUGCAGAUGGUGCUUUGGGGUGUGAGCAGUAGCAAGGGGUGUUGUGACUGGGCAUCUGGAGGAAAUGCUUUAUCUCUGGGUCUGAGGGUGUUAACCAUCACUGCUCUUACUUCAACAGCUGGCCAGGUGAUGAAGACACACUUUUUGACAUUUUUAAAUGUCUGUCAUCUUGAACACAGAGUAUUUAAUCUGUCUGUAGGAUGAGUGAUCUUUCUACUGGCAAAGUGGGUUGUUCUGAGUAAGGGAUAUGAAAUGUUGCUGUCUGCUGACUAAAAAAAAAAUACAAAAGGUAUUAUUUGUGUACCCAUA
Catharus ustulatus (Swainson's thrush) is the source of this 4687-nucleotide messenger RNA. RefSeq names its product SWI/SNF related, matrix associated, actin dependent regulator of chromatin, subfamily a like 1 (gene SMARCAL1). Lineage: Eukaryota; Metazoa; Chordata; Aves; Passeriformes; Turdidae. Gene Ontology annotation, cellular component: nuclear replication fork. Bases 253 to 3159 code for a protein of 968 amino acids. Gene Ontology annotation, biological process: replication fork processing; DNA repair. The record is from RefSeq and is a predicted model, not a curated record. The transcript is spliced from 17 exons. Gene Ontology annotation, molecular function: ATP binding; ATP-dependent chromatin remodeler activity.